AAAUUAACUACAAAGUUAACAUAUUCAUAAACUACUAUUAAAGUUAAUUACAAAAUGAGUAAAAAUCCUAAUCAACCCAAUCAACAAAAUUAAAAUCCUGUUAAAAAAGCAGAACCUCAAUUAGCCAAAGAUGCGAAGGGGAAUGCUCCUUAGCCAGCUAAUGCUUAAUAGCCACAAAAAAAUGAUGGAAAAUAGCCUCAACAGUAGCCUGGUAAAGCUGCAGAGCCUAAUAAAACAAACUAAGCUUAAGCAAAUGCUAAAGACCAAUAAAAGUCAUAGGCAGCUGCAGUCCCAAAUGCUAACAAAUAAUAAGAAUAAAAUAAAUAGUAAUAGUAGCAAUAGUAAUUAGCAGCUUAGCAACUUUUAAAGUAAUAGUAAGAGGCAAAUAGAUAGCUAGAGCUCCAAAAAUAAUAAGAAUUAGCAGAAAAAAAUAAGCUAAAACUUGAAAAAAAGCAAAAGAAGCAUGAAUAUAUGAAAUAGCAAAAAGAAUACUUUGAUUAAUUGUACAGAGCGAUGCAAGUAGAUAAUAUGGAUGACUUAGUUGAAGGAAAAGAUAUCGUUUUGAAAGUAGACAAAACAAAUGUUAAGAGAAUAGAAUAUGGAAUUUAAUCUAUUGAAGGUUUAAUUUUCAGAAAGGGACAUAUGAUUGAAGAAGAUCAAAUAGAUGAACUUUUAUUAGAGGCUCUUAAAGAGAGAGACAGUUUAUAGUCUUAGAUAUUGUAUGCCAAUUAGGUCAUCAAAGACUGUGAGAAUUAGCUGAUCGAAAUUCCUAAAACGAUAAGUGCUACAAAGAAGCCAAGCAUUGUCGAAGAAGCAGUCCUUGAAAAAAGAAUUGUAAAUUACAAAAAGGAGAGAGAAGAUUACGAAAAGAAGUUAAAAGAAAUAGAAAAAAAAAUAAAGAACCUUUAAAGUUAAAGAAUUGAAAAUCCAAGAAGUGCUUACAGUCAUGCAGGUUUAAAAGCCUAUCUUGAAUAGCAAGAUUCUUAGAAAAGAAGAGAAGCAAGCACUUUUAUUAAAAAAGUACAAGAAGAUAAAAAAGUAUUUGAGGAAAAAAUCAAAAAAAUUGAAAGUGAGCAGUAAGCCAAAUAGCUACAAGAAGAAUAAGAUAAGUUAGCAAAAGAAGCUAGACUGAAAAUCAUGCAAGAUAAAGAAAAAGAAGAGCAACUUAAAAAAAGAAUCAAGGAUAUUGAACAGGAAAAAGCACAACGUACCAAAGAACUUGAAUAACAUGAAGAAAAAUAUAAAUAGCUAAAAGAAAGAAUGAAUAAUGGAAAACAACCUUUAUAUUAAAGGCUGAAUAAACAGUUUAGAUCAUAACAAAAAUUAGAAGAAAAAGAAAAAUUAGAUUAAUUAAAUGGAAUAAAGGAAAAUCACAAAAGAAUAGAUGAAAUGAAUUUGUUUGAGCAUCAGUAAAAGUAUCUUGAUAAGCUCAAAUAGUAAGAAGAAGAUAGAAUUCAAGAUAGAAAGAAGAGAAAUGCAGAGUUAAAAGAACACCUAUAAAAGGUAUCUUCUUUCCCUGUUUCUACUAUGUGGAGUCAAAGCAAAGAAGAAGUCUCAUUCAAUUCACCUUAAGAUUAAAAAUUGAGAGCCCUUAAAAUAGUUGAGGCUAGGAACAACUUUGCAGAUGGUGUUAAAAAGAAAAAGAAAGUUCACUUGGAUUCAUAAAAAAGAUUAGAAAUUUAAAUCAAAAUUGACAAAUUAAAUAAUCCUUCUAAGUACAUUAAGCCAAUUAGAAGGAGAAACUCUAAUGAUUCUUAGCAAGAAAUCAGUGAGGAUUAUGAUAAAUUUGAUGAAAAAGUUUAUAAAAACGAAAUUAAAUUUGAAAGAGGUAAAAAUAAUUAUGUGGAUAAGGGCUUAGAGUAUUUAGAAGAAGUAAAAGAACAAGUAAAAAGAAUGCCUAAAAAGGCUCGCUCUGAAUAGCCACUUUCGAGAUAGAAUGAUAACAUGUUAAUGUCUGAAAUAAAGAACGGUUCAGUAAUGAGCAAUGCUUCUUAAAUGAAAUCAAAAAUUGACUAUAUGUCAGAAAUAAGAAGUAAAUUUAACUUAGAUAAGAAAACAAGCAAUUUAAAAGAAUGGGAAAGAAUUUCUCGUAUGCAACAUGGAGUUGACCCCCUCGAAAAGAAGAAAAAUCUCUUAAGGUUAUCAAAGAAGCUAGAUGAUGAAGCUAAACACUAAGAAUUAAUGUAUCAUAUAUAAAAAGGUAGUAAAUAAGGUAGUAUUUUCACAGUAGAAGAUGUUUAGAACAGAGAAAAGAUAGAUGAAUUAUACUUAGAAUCUAUCAAAGCUAAACUAGCCAUUUUUGAUUCCUACCAUUAAAAUCAAAACUCUCCAACUAAUUAAACACAACCAGAAUAUUCAAGGGAACAUGAAUUUAGUGUUUUAUCUUAAAAUUGA
Molecule: messenger RNA, 2394 nt
Organism: Tetrahymena thermophila SB210
Lineage: Eukaryota; Ciliophora; Oligohymenophorea; Hymenostomatida; Tetrahymenidae
Exons: 11
Source: RefSeq, a predicted model, not a curated record